Fusarium verticillioides 7600 is the source of this 3681-nucleotide messenger RNA. RefSeq lists its product as hypothetical. The transcript has 2 exons. The coding region runs from base 1262 to 1576 and encodes 104 amino acids. The record is from RefSeq and is a predicted model, not a curated record. Lineage: Eukaryota; Fungi; Ascomycota; Sordariomycetes; Hypocreales; Nectriaceae.
GGCGGACAACAGACCCAUCGCAUACUUCCCAAUCACUACGGCCUGAUAAAGGAUUGUUUGUGGGUCUGGCUCAGCUCCCUCAACUACAGCUUCAGUACCCACGAGGGUCGCUUCACUUGGCAUUAGUUGAGUGUAUGUAUUCCUGAUGGCUGACCUGUGAGGGAGCCACUAAUGAUAGCGAUUCCAAGACAACUCCUUUUGAUACAGCAGCUCUACUACAUGAUCGCUCAAGUUUUUCCAAGCUCAGUCCCAGCAACGGACUGAAGGCAGAUGGGUGCAAGUUCUGGACCUCCCAGGAAUUUCCAACCUAGGGGAACGACCCUGAGUGCAGAGCUUGGCCGCCCGGUUGAAGCUGAGGAGUAAGCAAUGUUCUGAUUGGUUAUCAAACCCUGGCAGUUCCAGGUAUUCAAAGUGAUUGAAAUUGGCAGCACCCAACAGUCUCAGAGAGUUCAAUAUUAGAUCUGCAACUCUGUUCUGGCGGCUCGGUUGCCAUUCCUUCGAGCAACCCCUAUCAACAGGGUGGAGAAUGGGUGACACAGUUUUCAGCUGUGACCUUUACAACACUGUUUCGAUAUUGGGUCAAAAAAAGCAAUGUCAAGUCUGUCAUGGUCCAGAAACCCCAAGUCAUGUACAUGUGGCUAUCAGAUCAAGUCUGUCCGGCGAGGGUCGUACGACUGCACUUGUGUAAGCGAUAGAACUUUAAAACCGCUGUUCACGGGUUAAACGCUAUCAUAUCAUAUAUAUUGAGGCUAUUUGGGCCACGCAUGUUGAUCCACAAAACCACUACAAUUUUCCUGAUAACGAUUGAUUGAACGGUUUGUGUUUGGAAUCGGCUGAAAAGCUGUAGGGUUACAGCAGAUUGCAACUCUUGGGCGAGCCAUUGAGACGACAUGCCUAAUUCGGAGUGGCAAUCGUAUAUAUUUUUGUCAAACUACCGAUCCAAGGGUUUGACAGCCUCCCUUGCCUUGUCCUGGAGGGUCCGAUGAUGUGAUAACUGGAGCGAAGCGACUGGGGAAAAGUGAGAGCGGUAUCAAGCCAUAUCAUAGUGUAAGGACUUGAUGGGUGAACGUGCAGCUUUACGUCAAGGACAAAAUUAUGCGCCACUCUCCUACACUCAUACUGUACUGCAGUUAUGAGUGGAACCAAUCAUAUAUACAUAUCAAGAGGGUACUUGGAGUCGGACAAUUCUCCUCUCAACGCAGCAAGCUCCUGCGCCUGACAUCAUUGCAGGUUGCAGAGAAUAUGGCCUUGUUGAUCAAAUAUGUUUUUCUCGGAGCGAUCAUGUAAGAAGCCGAGAGCCUCAACUGUCAAUUGCCUUCCACAAAGACUUGCCCUGCCUACGGAUGGUGGGUGUCCCGAGCCCAAGUUGGUUAGCGAGACACGAAACACGAAGGAGAGAAGAGAAAACAUAGGGCGCGUGAAGGUCCCAGUAGGCUGGGAACAUGGUGAAAGAAAGGGAGGAUCAUGUUUGUGCGUGAUCGAGGACACACCGGAUCUCUUGUGCUACCGGUCGAAAGCAUACAUACGUCGAACUGAUAGAUCAAAUGUCAUGUCACACGAGUCACGAAAUGAUUGAUGGUCAGAGAAGACAGAUGCACAGUCGUAGGGCUGGCGGGUGACGGAUGACGGAUGACGGAUAGCCACAGGAAUCCUCCUAUCGUGUCGUGUCUAACAAGCUAGGAAAAGAAACGAAACAAAACCAUGAAUCAAAAGGUUGCUAGCAAACAUGACGGUUCCUUGGCUUCCGUCGCAGCAAACGCCACAACAGGGGUAGCUCUUGGGGUGACACAAACACCCGUUUCUUACCAAGAUCUGCUGCCCCUGUUGAAAUGAUCUGCUGCCGUCGCAAUGUCUCGGAUCGGUAAUGGGUCCCGGGGCCGAAAUAUCACGGACAUGUCAAGUGCAAGGCUUGCAUGGCUUGCAUGCUCAGUCUCGUCACAAUCCUGACGACCCAUACAACACAGCACAAUACUGGCCCUUCUCCUGAUCUCGUCGGACUUUGUGAGACAGCAUUUUAGGGGUUCUCGGUGUCAUCGAUUCGACUAUCUUCGCUUCACAAUACAAUACACUACACUCCAUGGAAUGAAUAUGAGGCUCGGCCCCCCCUUGGACCAAUGUGAUGCAAGGAGGGUGGGAUGUGAUACUCGAGGAAUUGUACGGAUACCGUGCGUCGUGGAUCUAGUGCAUCUUGGCAAGUCUCUACGCCGCUCGUGUGCUUAAUCUCGUUCGUGCAGGAUCGUGACAUGAGUCACUGGGCUUCUCCAGAAGAUACAGUACUGCAAGUUCUCCUUGGGUGCUUGGCAAGCCUGUCACAUCUCGAAUUGGAAACAGUACAGCCUGUCCCAAAUAUGCUAGUACGUAAGUCUUGUCUCGGCAAACUCGAGUGAGUAAACUGCCAAGGCGCAUGUUCGAAGCCUACUGUAGUGUGUGUAGUGCAGUGUACUUUACUGUAUUGUACUCGGUCAGUCAGCAAGUGCCUUUCCUAUCAGGUCCUUGGCCCGGUCGCUGUGGUUCAUCUCGAGGGCCAGCUCCCGCCCCCUUUCUCCCAUCUUGCCCCAUGUCUUCUGGAGGAUGCCUAUCAUUUUUGCCUCGUCCAGAUCUGACUUCUUCUCAAAGUCGUCAAACUGAUCGUCGAGAAAGACCAGGCAUGCUGUGUCCUCAAGGACCUGUGUCUCUUCAUCCGCCUUAAGGUUCUCCUUGCGGAUCAGGGCAGCCACUCGGGCGCGGUCCUCCUCGGGGAUGGGGGGUUGAAUCUCUGGAGAAGCAAGGAGCUCGGCAACUUGAGUGGCGGCUUGGGCCUUGAGCUUUGCUCUCCAAGUCAAGUAGCCGGGACGAGUCAUUGGGUAGCUGCUUCGAGGGAUCUCCCAUCUGUGCAUGUCUGUAAGUACUGGGACUCGGGAGGAGCUUCAGACACUUACCUUCGAAAGUGCUGUGCUCGACAGGCGAGCUGGAGAACGGGGCUGGCGUCAGGGCAUCGGCGGGUGAGCCACUUGGUCAUCUUUUGAGCGUAGUUGAGCUCGAAUGGGAUCGUGGUUCCAUCAGGGGCUUCGACUGUCCUUGAAUCUUGGGCAUGAGCAGCGUCGAUGAGCUCGAGGCCUCGGGCGUACUCGGCGGGGAGGGGAGGGAGAUGGUCAGUCAUUGUGAGGCCUUUGUGGAUAGUCUGACACUGUCCAAUUGUCUAAUCGGAUGCUGUCCUGGACACUGUGAGUGAUUAGCGGACAGAAAAGAGCGAGAUUCGAGAAUGUAUGGAUAUCUUUGAACUGUGUGUGAUGAAGACGAUAAAGCCUCGGAUGGUGUCGUGAGAUGAGUCAGCAGCAUUGGCAGAUGUCCCAUUGGAUUUAGUGUGCGUGGGUGCUGUGCUCCGUGGGACUAUCUCCGAGGACCACGGUCACAUCAUGAUAUGGGAACAACAAUAGACGGUUUGACAUUAAGUUUUUACUUUCCAUGCAGACUUAAACAGCUGCUCUGGGGCAAUGCAGUGUGUGUACGUAUAGCACCUUGGUUAGUUCUAGUUGUUCAGUGGGACAACUGCAAUGGGUUAUUGUUCCAUGUGCCAGUGACAAUGUUCGAGCCCAGAUGCAAAAAGCAGCACAAACAAGGAGAUUCUGGCCUUCCAUUGUACACUCCGUGUUCCCGGCAUCCAAUAGAAACAAGUGCAUAGAGAAUAUAGGCCAUUGCUCG